GUUUCUAUCAGCAUCACUAUAUAAGCAUCGCCGCUUGCCUCAGCGUGUUACACCAAGCAAGAAGACACUCCUGAUUAAAUUGCAGAAAAAUCCAGAACUAUGGCUCGUCAGACUGAAGUGAUGUUGCUUCUUAUUCUCGCCACAGCAGCAACAGUCUUUGCUGAUGUGGUGAAUCCUGAGACAGCGGCUGAUUUUGAUCAGAUCGUGAAAGAAUCCAAAGAACGUCGCGUAGACAGCAAAUGUUCCACAUGCUGUCCAAAUGGCUGGGUGAAAUAUGAGAGACGUUGCUUCUUGUAUCAGGCCAGAACGGACUGGGCUUCUGCCGAGAAACGCUGUCUGGAUCUCGGUGCACACUUGGUCUCAAUACACAGCGAAAAAGAACAUCAACUGGUUAAAUCCGUUAUCCGUUAUCAUGACCCCCAGGAGAAUCCAACAUGGAUCGGCCUCAAUGCCUGUCAGAAGAAACAUUACUUUUUUUGGUCUGAUGGCACCAAAUUGACUUACACCAGUUGGAGUCCAAAUGAACCCAAUUUUGAUCGUGGAGAGUGCUGUGCACAUACAAACUGGGGUUCUGCUAAGAACUGGAAUGACAUGCAGUGUUAUUCGAACAAUGCCUUUGUGUGUGCCAAGAGUAUUUACUGAAAUGCUCCCAGCUAUAAUACAAUGUCAGAAAGGCUUUCCUUGUCACAAAUGGAUAUCCAAAAUAUAAUUUUCUGACAACUUACCAUAAUUAGAGCAGUAAAAAAAUACAAAAAAAAAAUUAAAAUAAAAUAAUUUCAUUAA
Molecule: messenger RNA, 783 nt
Organism: Ictalurus punctatus (channel catfish)
Lineage: Eukaryota; Metazoa; Chordata; Actinopteri; Siluriformes; Ictaluridae
Product: lactose-binding lectin l-2
Exons: 8
Coding region: 100-642 (180 amino acids)
Molecular function (GO): signaling receptor activity
Source: RefSeq, a predicted model, not a curated record